This is a messenger RNA of Emericellopsis cladophorae, 3402 nucleotides long. Its product is annotated as Glucose-methanol-choline oxidoreductase. The coding region runs from base 1 to 3402 and encodes 1133 amino acids. Gene Ontology annotation, molecular function: oxidoreductase activity, acting on CH-OH group of donors; flavin adenine dinucleotide binding; NADP binding. Lineage: Eukaryota; Fungi; Ascomycota; Sordariomycetes; Hypocreales; Bionectriaceae. The record is from RefSeq and is a predicted model, not a curated record. The transcript has 7 exons.
AUGGAGCUCGACACCGAUGUCCUCAUCAUCGGGGCCGGCAUGUCCGGUCUCGGCCUCGCUGUCCAGCUGGUUCGAUCAUACGGGCACCGACGCUUCGAGAUUGUCGAAAAGGCAGAGCAUCUCGGAGGCACUUGGUGGACAAACUCGUACCCCGGGUGCGGAGUGGACGUUGUCGCGCACUACUACGCCUACUCGUUCUGCAUGAACCCAAACUGGUCCAGGAAGUAUCCUCUCCAGCCAGAGAUCCUCGCCUACUUUGAACGUGUCGCGGCCAAGUACGACAUCGAAAAGCAUAUCCGGUUUCAGUCCAAGGUGGAAUCGGCCCACUGGGAGGAAUCGUCCGGCACAUGGCUGGUCGACGUCAGGAACCUGCGUACCUCGGAGACGUACCAGCGUCGCUGCAAGAUUCUCGUCUCCGCUGUUGGAAUCCUCUCGCAGCCCAACGACUGCGACAUUAGGGGCCAUGCGUCCUUCAAGGGCCGCCUGUUUCACAGCACGCAGUGGGAUCACUUAUUUGAUUGGAAUAGCAAGAGCGUCGUCGUUAUCGGAAAUGGCUGCAGUGGAAGCCAGAUCGUGCCGGCCAUAAGCGAAGGCGACAGGGCAGCCGCAAAAGUCACCCAAUUCGCCCGUCAGGCGCAAUGGGUCUUCGAGCGGCCCAACCCGGAAUACUCAAAGGCGUUCCAGUUCGUCAUGCGCUGGACUCCCUUUGCCAUGCGGCUAUACCGAUUCAUGCACAACUACUACGCCGAGAUGGACUUUAAGAGCUUCCCCACGCUCAGCGGCGCCGCGAUCCGCGAGAUGUACGCAACUUACCAGGGCGCGUACAUCCGCAGGGUCUCCCCCGAGAAAUAUCACGGCUUCCUCGUGCCCAAGUCAGAGGUCGGCUGCAAGAGGCGCGUCAUGGACUCGGAGUACCUGGAGAGUCUGGGCCGUGACAACGUGGAGCUCGUGUACGACGACCCGAUCGAGGAGAUUGUCGAGGACGGAGUGCGCACAAAUUCCGGCCGGCUCGUGGAGGCAGAUGCCAUCGUCCUGGCCAACGGGUUCCAGGUUCAGAAGCCGCUUCUGACGCUGAACCUGCACGGUCGGGGCGGAGUCAGUGUUGCUGAGCAUUGGGAAAAUUUUAGUGAAGGCGCGGCUUCUGCCUAUUUCGGAACCUGCCUCUCCCAGUUCCCAAACUACUUCAUCCUGAUGGGCCCCAACACCGCCAGCGGUCACGGCUCCGUCUCUUACAUCACAGAGUGCCAGAUCAACUUUACCAUGAGGGUUAUCAAACCUGUCUUGAAAGCGCUCAAAGCGCAGAGAUCCCGUUUGCCCGUACUCGGAUCAGCGACCGACGUCGUCGAGGUGCAGCAGGGCGCCGAGAAGCAAGACAUUGACAACGUCCAGGAGAGGGUCAAGGACCUGGUCUGGUCCUCGGGCUGCACCUCCUGGGCGCUGGACGAGACAACGAGGCGUAACACGACAAUGUACCCUGAUUUUCAAUACCGCUACUGGCUCAGGAGCGUGUUCGUCCCCUGGAAAGACUUUGAGUUUUCCAGAUCGUCUGUCCUUGAAGAGUCACUCGCGGGCAAGUCCGUCGGUUUGGGAACGUGGGCUACUCUGUUCGCUGGCGUGUCUCUCGCCGCGGCGGUCUUCUCCUUCGGCGUUCCGGGGCUCAAUGCAACAUAUGACUACAUUGUUAUCGGUGGUGGCAACGCCGGCUUGACUCUCGCUACCCGUCUUGCUGAGCAGCAGGGAGGCAGCGUGGCGGUGGUAGAAGCCGGCACUUUCUACGAGACUGGCAACGGAAAUCGCAGCCAAGUGCCGUUCUUCGACCACUACUACAUUUCCAAGGCCAAGGAUGACUAUCAGCCGUUGGUAGAUUGGGGAUACGUGACUAAAGCACAAAAGAAUGCGUACGACGUUGAGCUGCAUUACGCACGUGGAAAAUGCCUUGGCGGUUCGUCCGCGCGAAAUUACAUGAUCUACCAGCGAGCCAACAAAAAUGCGUACAAGCGCUGGGCGCAAGCGGUCGGAGACGACAGCUACACGUUCGACAACUUCUUGCCAUUCUUCAACAAGGGCAUUUGCUUCACUCCACCAAACAAUGAGCUCCGUUUUGCCAACUCGACCCCGUCCUACGACGCGUCUGUGAUGGGCAAUUGCUCAGGCCCCUUGUCGGUCACUUACUCUAACUACGCUCACUCAUUCGCCUCAUGGUCCGUGAACGGUCUCAAGGCCAUGGGCUUGAAGAUGUUUCCCGGCUUUGCAAGCGGCUCACUCGUGUCUGGUCAAUCCUAUGUCAUGUCGGCAAUUUCUGCGAAAGACCAGAUUCGCGACUCGUCUGAGACCUCGUUCAUGAGGAAGGCGUUGGAUCUGCCCAAUUACGCGGCAUACGUCCUGACCCAAGCCAAAAAGAUCACCUUCUCCCGUGAUAAGAAAGCCAAUGGCGUCUGGGUCGACACGCUCGGUUCGCGCUAUCAUCUCACCGCUACCAAAGAGGUCAUCGUGUCUGCCGGCACAUUCGCUUCACCUCAGCUUCUCAUGGUCUCAGGCGUUGGCCCGGCGGACGCUCUGAAGAAGCUAGACAUUCUCGUCGUCGCCGACCGUCCAGGCGUGGGACAAGGGAUGCAGGAUCACCUCUACUUUGGCCCAUCAUACCGCGUAAAAGGUCUGACAACCUCCUCGCUUCUCAACCCAGACAGACUUGCAGAGGCCACCCGAGACUUCAAUGUCAACAGCACUGGCAUGCUCACAAACCCAUCUAACGACAUUAUCGCGUGGGAGAAGUUCCCCAAGCACCUGCGCUCCGGCUUCUCCAAGCGGACAUUGAAAACCCUCGAAAGCUACCCCGCCGACUGGCCAGAGAUUGAGCUCCUCGCCAUCAGCGCUUUCCUCGGCUACCAGAACACCUCUGCCGCCGACCCAAACGACGGGCGCCAGUAUGCAACCAUGGGCGCCGCGCUGUGCAUGCCGCGCUCGCGCGGCAGCGUCACCAUCAAGUCGGCCGACAACGCGGUGAGCCCCAUCAUCGACCCCAACUACUUUGCGGACCCCGCCGAUGUAGAGGUCGCCGUCGCAGCGUACAAACGCGUGCGCGAGUUUUGGACGAAGCCCGCAGUUAAAGCGUUCCGGCCAGACGACGUGGAGGCGUUCCCGGGGCUCCACGUCAAGACCGAUGCGCAGAUCGAGAAGGUUAUCAAGGAGAGCUUCCAGACCAUCUUUCAUGCCUCGAGUACCUGCGCCAUGGGUAAACAGGGCGAUUAUAUGGCGGUUGUGGACAACAAAGCCAAGGUGUUUGGCGUGUCUGGCCUUCGUGUCGUCGACGCUUCUGUCUUCCCAUUCCUCCCGCCAGGGCACCCCAUGAGCACAGUUUAUGCACUCGCUGAGAAGAUUGCCACGGAUAUCACUGGUCGCUAA